Nezara viridula (southern green stink bug) is the source of this 1225-nucleotide messenger RNA. The record is from the annotation of a GenBank genome assembly. Lineage: Eukaryota; Metazoa; Arthropoda; Insecta; Hemiptera; Pentatomidae.
CCAGACACACAUGUUUUUCAUCGAUGCUUUUCUUCAAAAUAAUCGCCUCGAUCACAUAACUCAGGAGAUGGGUUAUCACCCGACUUACUUGGAUAUCUUCCUUAGGACUCAACAUUUUAUUUUAAGAGGAGAUGGUCCACUUCCUUUUGACUAUAGGCAUUUUAUAGCAAUUAUGGCUGCAGGUCGACACCAGUGUAGUUACCUGAUAAAUCACCAAAAACAGGAGUUCCUUCUCCAGGGUGGCGACCAAAACUGGCUAAGAGGCCUGACUCAUAUUCCUCAGAAACUUAGAGACCUUUAUGAAAUAAAUAAAAUAUUAGCCCACAGGCCGUGGUUAUUGAAUAAAACUCACAUACAGAAAUUAACGAAAGGAUCAGACAGUUGGUCAUUAGCAGAAGUGGUCCACGCAAUAGUGCUACUUGCUCAUUUCCAUUCUCUAUCGAGUUUCGUUUUUGGAUGCGGAGUAAACGAGGCAGUUGAAGAGAAAGGAGAACCAAAGAACGUGUCUCCUACUAAACAGACCACUGGAAACGGUAAACCAGGUCCUAAUGGCUGGUCUGAAGUUGGAGUAGAAACACUUAUGGAGAGAAUGAAAUCCCUUUCCGAAAGGAGUGAAGAACCUAGUGAGAGCGAAAGAGCAAAAAGAUUUGAGAGAGUAGAAGUACAAGGAGUUGAACUUUCAUCUAAUGAAACAACGCCUCUUAAACCAAGUAUAGGUCAGUUCGUAGAAGACCCAUCGUUCAUCUAUGAAGACUUCGCAAGACGUGACGAGACGUCAGAUAUUCCUACCUUCAGAGUUCAGGAUUAUUCUUGGGAUGAUCAUGGAUAUUCUCUAGUCAAUCGCCUAUAUAGCGAUGUUGGAAAUUUACUCGACGAAAAAUUUAAAACUGCAUACAAUUUAACAUAUUACACAAUGGGCGGAAGAAAAGAUGUGGAUACGUCUAGGUUUAGAAGAGCCAUUUGGAAUUAUAUUCAAUGCAUGUAUGGAAUAAGGCAUGAUGAUUAUGAUUACGGUGAGGUGAAUCAGCUGCUCGAGCGUUCGCUAAAGGCAUUUAUUAAAUCAGUCUGCUGCUUCCCAGAGAGGGUAACGAAGGUGGACUAUGACAGAGUUCUAAGAGAGUUCAAACAUAGUGAAAAGGUGCAUGUGAAUAUAAUGGUCCUGGAAGCUAGGAUGCAAGCUGAGCUGCUUUACGCUCUCAGAGCUGUGAUGCGUUAUAUGACAUAA